Cylas formicarius (sweet potato weevil) is the source of this 1169-nucleotide messenger RNA. Its product is annotated as H/ACA ribonucleoprotein complex subunit 1-like. The record is from RefSeq and is a predicted model, not a curated record. Lineage: Eukaryota; Metazoa; Arthropoda; Insecta; Coleoptera; Brentidae. The transcript is spliced from 2 exons. The coding region runs from base 56 to 967 and encodes 303 amino acids.
CAGUUUAAAGUAUCGUCAAAACACGACCGAUAUUGCACCUCCAUAAGUAUUAAAGAUGAGACCGUUCUUGUUCACGUGUUUGGUGGCCUUAGCCACAGCUCGACCUGAACCUCCGGUAGGUUACAGCUACCAAGCGCCAUCUGGAGGCGCGUCCAUUGGUGGGGGUUACGCGGGUGGUUUCUCCUCCUCCCUAGGAGGCGGAUACUCUGGAGGAGCUGCCCUCGGAGGUGGCCAUUCCGGUGGUGUCUCUUUAGGCGGCGGCCACGGCGGUAGUCUCGGAGGAUUCGGUGGCUCGGCCUCUGGCGGAUUCGGCCAAGGCGCCGGCCUUGGUGGUGGUUUCGGACAAGGCUCUGGUAUUGGGGGCGGUUACUCCGGUGGAUUCGACGGUGGUGCCGGUCACGGGAUCGGAGGCGGUCAGACAGUCCACAAACACGUGUACGUCCACGUAGCUCCCGAAGAACCUCAAGAACACCAACCAAGGAAAAUCAUACCCGUAGCUCCCGCUCAGAAACACUACAAAAUCAUCUUCAUUAAGGCUCCAGCUCCUCCUACCCCGACCGCGCCAAUCAUCCCCGCUCAGCCUCAGAACGAAGAAAAGACCUUGGUCUACGUGUUGGUCAAGAAACCCGAAGACCAACCAGAGAUUUCCAUCCCCACUCCGGCCCCGACUCAACCAUCCAAACCCGAAGUAUACUUUAUCAGAUACAAAACUCAGAAGGAGGCUCUCGCUGCUGGUGGUCAUUCCGGAUCCGGAGGCGACAUUUCGGGGGCAUUGGGCGGUAUCGAUGGCGGCGCUAUUGGGGGCGGCGCUGAUUUUGCUUCCGCUCACGGAGCUUCGUUCUCCGGCGCCGGAAGUCUAGGAGGACACGGAGGACAGGAUCUUUCCGGGGGAUAUUCCGGCGGUGCUUCCUCCGGUUCCUCGUCCGGAGCUUCUUCCAAAUACGGCCCUCCCGGAUACCACAAAUAAGUAACAUUUUGUAAGAUCCAAAAGAAGUACGGGUACAUCCUCAGUUGUCGUUGAGAAGCAUCGUGAGCUGUGUGAGAUUUGUGAUACGCCACUUAAUUCGAGUUCACGCAAUAUUUAUGUAUAUAUUUCCUUAGUCAUUUUUUAUUCACGUUAGUUUGUAAGAAACGGUGACAAAUAAAUUUUUAUAAUAUUUUUUUAAUUG